Molecule: messenger RNA, 1575 nt
Organism: Brassicogethes aeneus
Lineage: Eukaryota; Metazoa; Arthropoda; Insecta; Coleoptera; Nitidulidae
Source: the annotation of a GenBank genome assembly
ACCAAAAUCUAGGGAUUAGUGUAAUUUUUAUGUUGGCAGCAGCUUAAUUCUUGUUUAUGUCGGGUUUUGGUGUUUGUAUUUUUAUGAAAUAAUAAGCAAUAAUGGAGAAUCUUCAAGAUAUUGAUUUGCUACAAAGUGCAGGUGAAAAAUCCGACUUGUACAACAUGUCCUCUCAUAGCCAACUGAUCGACAGUGCCGAUGUUACGAGGCGUAGAAGCUCGAAUCGAUCCAUAAAGCGUAAAAAAUUCGACGAUGAAUUGGUAGAGUAUAGUCUAGGAAUGCCAGGCGUAUCGAAUAUCAAGGGUGGUAGGUCUCGAACACAAUCAGCUCACAGCGACUUUUCCGUCGCGUCUCCGUCCACACCGCCUAUAAUCAGCACACCAGUACCCCAACACAUACCUGAAAUGAAGAGAAAACCAAUAGCAAAAACCCUGCCGACCAGUUCUCGAAGAUCGAAGAAAGGCAGGCAACAAAAUCAGUAUGCAACCAAAGACCUGGGCCGCUGGAAGCCAAUCGACGAUUUGGCAUUGAUUGUUGGUGUCCAACAAACCAAUGACCUGAGGACAGUCCAUUUGGGGACCAAGUUUUCCUGUAAAUUUACUGUACAAGAAUUACAACAAAGAUGGUAUGCCCUUUUGUACGACCAGUCAGUUUCUAGAGUGGCAGUGUCUGCUAUGAGGAAUCUACACCCCGAUAUGAUUGCUGCUGUGCAAGAUAAAGCACUGUGGAGUCAGCAGGAAGAAAAAUUACUGUAUACAAUUAAAUCAAGCUCAAACCCGACCAUGGAAACAUUUUCGGAACUUCUGGCUCAGAAUUCCGACGUGUUUUACUCUGGCAGAACGCCGAACGCGCUUCAACGCCACUGGCAAACUUUGCGCAUGUACCAUUUGUUGCCGGACCAAACUUUGGGGCCCCUGCCAGUGGCGGGUCGUCCGAUCAUGUCGUUUAGUGACGCCGAAGAAUUGCUGCUAGAUUCGGAGCUGAGCGAACCACCAGACGAGGCUUUGGAUAAGGAGUUGAAAUUGCAGCAGAGAAGGAACAUUAAGGAGAUAAGGCAGCUUGAGAAUGAAGUGGGAAGGUGGAAUGUUCUAGUGGAUAGUGUUACUGGCAUAUGUCCUGGCGAGCUGGACAGUCAAACACUGGCGGUUUUAAGAGGCCGUAUGGUGAGAUAUUUAAUGAGAAGCAGAGAAAUAACCAUUGGUAGAUCAGGAAAGGGUCAUUCCGUGGAUAUUGAUUUGUCUUUGGAGGGGCCCGCUCACAAAAUAUCCAGAAGACAGGCAACACUAAGGUUGCGCAACACUGGAGAAUUCUACUUGUCUUCCGAAGGAAAACGGCCCAUUUUUGUGGACGGACGUCCUAUAACCGCUGGGAAUAAAGUGAGAUUAUACGAUAAUGCCGUAGUUGAAAUUUCCUGUUUAAGAUUCAUAUUUUCCGUAAAUCACGAUUUGAUUAGAGCCAUACACAAUGAAUCUGUUAGAUACAACUUACCUCCAUAAGAGUAAAACGUUUUUGUAUUUAGUUUUAGUUGAUUAUGUGUAAUGUAACUUAAAUGUAAUGUUUAACUGAUAAAAUAAA